AUGCCAGGUGCCAACUGUGCUUUAGUGGGGUGCUCAACUAGUCGAAAGAGUGAUCUUUCACUAUUUAAAUUGCCUUUUGCUGGGCAAGGUGACUCCGAGGUCACAGUGAAAUUAAAGACGGAUGCGCGUAAAGAAUGGCUUCGAGUAAUUCGUAGGACAAGGGAAAUGACACCACAGCUGAAGACGAAGAUUGAAAAAAAACACUAUCUUUUUGUGUGAACACCGUUUUAAACCUGAAGUGAUAUUUCAACGUAAGUAUUGACCUCUCAAUUUUGCGCAAAUUUAUGGUAAUUAGACACUUCGUAUAUCAUUUACAUGUAUUCAAAUAUCAGUUGUUAUUAACUGUAGGAUAAACAUUGUGCAAACUGUUUAUAGUUUACUUUCAAUUCUUUUUCUGAUGCGAAAAGAAAGUCCUUAGCAACUGGUGCUGUUCCUACGGAAAACCUCCCGUUAAAAAGUCAUGAGUCGAAGCCAAAAACACGACAGCCUCUUGUGCGACAGAAUACCGUGGAAGCUUGCUCGACAUCAGAAGGUUCGCCACCUGUUGAGAUGACAAGUGCAGAUUUAAUUUCCGAUGAAAGCCUGGAAGAGUUUGCCAGUAAGAUAAAAGAAAAGAUACCAGAUCCAUGGGUCAUCACAACGUGCAACAACACAGAGAUUAGAAUAGAACUUUGGGAUUCCAGUUACUCGAUUCCAAGAUACAUUCUACAUGUUGAUUCGGGCUUGCAGUUUUCGCUACAUGUUUACAAUUGGCUGCUACCUGAUAUCCAUCCUUUAUACACUACGCACCGACGACGAAUGGACUCUGCUAGAGUUGUUGACUUUUUGGAAGCUAUCAGAGGUGAAAAAUAUCUCAUUUGCGAAGGAUUACACCAAGAUGAGCAUGUACAAUCUAUUGCUAAAGAUCCAGGUGACGCGAGCCAUACGUCCUUCAGCAAUUUUGAUGUUAUGCGGCAUUCUGUUCCAAACAGAGUCGAUAUGGAUUCAAAUUUUGGAGUUCUGGUAGUUUUUCGUUGUGUAGAUUGCCAGCUAUUACUCGGCAGACAAGUUGAUGAAGAGCAAGUGAUUUGUGAUCCAUGCAAGAAGUUACAAAAGAAUAUUUUGGUGCAACAAAAUCGAAAGAGUCGUUCUUCUAGUGCCCCUGCUAAAGCUAAAGCUCCAUUGACUGCCUGUAGCUCAGAAAAACUUAGAGCAACAGUGGUAGCUAAGCGUUUGGAGUGUAAACAAUUGGAAGAUAAAAUGAAAAAGCUGCAAGAUAAAAUAGAAAAGAGUGCUGUGAGUGUGAGUGAGCCCCUUGAAAAGGAUCUGAUGACCAUCAUGAGCGGACAGAAUCUAGAUUCCACCCCACACAUGAAGUUCUUCUGGGAACAACAAAUUCACCUCCUGAAAACCAAGAAAAUGGGCCGUAGGUAUCAUCCACAAAUGAUACGAUUUACACUAUCAAUACAUUGCAAAUCUCCUUCUGCAUAUCGGGAGCUUAGAGACAGUGUAGCUCUAAUAUUACCAAGUGAGCGUGUUCUUCGAGAUUACAAGAACUAUUUUAAACCUGGAGCUGGCAUCAUUAAAGAAAACAUUGAAGAAUUGAAAGAGCAAACUUCAAAAUUUACUGGGAUCCAAAAGUAUGUUGCAGUCAUCAUGGACGAGAUGAAAAUUCAGGAAAAUCUUGUUUUUGACAAAACCUCCGGUGAACUGAUCGGUUUCAUUGAUCUUGGGGAUCCAUUAACGACCUAUGCCAAUGUAGAUGAAGAAACCCCUAUUGCAUCCCAUGCACUGGCUUUCUUGGUUAGGGAGCUUUGCACUAAUUUGAAGCAUGUUGUUGCCUAUUAUUUUACUGGCAAUGUGACAUCAUUUCAGUUGUUUCCAUUGUUUUGGAAAGUAGUUGGAGUGCUUGAAACAACAGUAAAAUUAUGGGUAAUAGCAGCUGUUAAUGACGGUGCUUCCCCUAACCGGAAACUCUUUGCACUCCACUCAAAGCUUGGCGGCACACUACCAGAUGGUCUUGUUUACAAGACACCCAACCUCUUCUUCCUGGCUCGGAUGAUCUAUUUCUUUGCAGAUGUGCCUCAUUUGAUCAAAACUGCCAGAAACUGCCUCUAUAACUCUGGGUCAGGAUUGUGUAGUCGGUACAUGUGGAAUGAUGGUCAGUAUCUAUUGUUUCGGCACAUUGCAGACCUGUUUCACCAUGAUCAGCAGUAUGCUUUGCACCAAUUACCAAAACUUACACUGGAUCAUGUUCUGUUGACUGGCUACUCCAAGAUGAAGGUACAAACUCUGUUUUAUUUUAGUAUUAGACUAAUUUAGUGUAACUGACCAUUACUGUUCUUUAUUUUUUCUUGCAACUUUGCUCCAGUGACACAGGGCUCUAUUGAUACCAUGCAGUGUUACUACACUGAACAGGCUACCCUGUUGAAAUAAAAUUAUACCUAUCUAUCUAUCUAUCUAAUAUCCAUCUAUCUAUCAGUUGUCUCAUUCCCAGUGUUUUCAAGUGUAUGGCUUAUAUCCUCAUGUUUUUGUACCACGUUUCUCAAACAUAAGAUAUGAAGAUAUAACCGAAUGAAAACACUACUGUUGGGGCAAUGUGCAAUAUAUGAGAAGAUCUAAUGCAUGUCUGUAAAUUGUUUUUAGGGUUUUGGCUGUUAAUUUCUUUAUCUUUCUUAACAGGCUGUUGUCUGAUGAUUGCUAUUUUUGAUUAGCGAAUGCAGAUGACCUUUAACCCAUUGAGUGGUGAUGCACCCUACUUUAGUAUAUUACUCUGUCUAACGCCAGACGAUUUUACUCUGUCUAACGCCAGACGAUUUUACUCGUCAAGGGAAGAGCGCUGGAGCUUAAUGGGUUAACUGGCCUAUCUGACCAUGUGUCCAGUUAACCCAUUGAGUGGCGAUGCAUCCUGAUGCACCCUACUUUAGUAUUUUACUUUGUCUAACGCCAGACGCCAAGAGCGCAGGCGCUUAAUGGGUUAAUUAAAAAAAUUGUGCAAUAUGAUUAAUAUUAUUGUUGUUUAGGUAAAACUAGCUGUUCAAGUCCUAAGUAGAACUGUUGCUACUUGUUUGCUUGAGAGUGAAGACCCAAGUGUUGUUGGCACUGCAAUGUUCUGCCAAAUGAUCAAUGAUUUUUUUGAUUGUUCAAAUGUCAGAUCAUUGACUGAGUCUGAAAGAAAGAGGAAUGACCGGAUCAAGCCCUAUGAAAGUCCUGAUGACCAGAGGCUUGUUUGGACAAAAGAUACUUUCCUAAAGUACCUUGAAGACUGGCGAUCAAGUGUUGCCAAAAGAAGUGAUCAUCCAUACACCGCAACACAAAGGGAAAAGAUGUUCCUAUCCCGCCAGACCUAUGAAGGCUUCAAAAUAACAGGUCAUUCCCACAUCGAAGCCAUUAAGUUUCUCCUCUCUGAAGGAUUCUCAUAUGUCCUUUCAGAGCGUUUUAUGCAAGAUGUAGUUGAAGACUACUUUGGCCAUCAAAGAACAGUGCGAGGCCGGUCAGAUAAUCCUUCUGCACAGCAGUUUGGUUAUAAUGACUUAACUAUUGCUGCACAGAGAAACAUUGCUCCAUCAGUGAGUGGCAACGUGGGAGGAAGAUAUGGGAAGCAAAAGUGGUUUAGUGUUAGUGAGGAGCCAGUGAAGAAGAGGGUUAAAAAAAAAAGAAAUAAUUUAUUUCAAACAGUAACAUUUCAAAAAUAG
Messenger RNA from Paramuricea clavata, 3674 nucleotides. The record is from the annotation of a GenBank genome assembly. Lineage: Eukaryota; Metazoa; Cnidaria; Anthozoa; Malacalcyonacea; Plexauridae.